AUGGGAAAAGGAGCAAGCGAUAAACAGACUGGUUUCUGGAUGUAUAUGAAAUAUUUCAUUAAGCCAAAAUUACAACAGGAACUGGGUAGACAAGUAAAAACGAUAGAUUUGGUACAUUUUGGACUACCUUAUUGGGCUGAAUUAAGUGACGAAGAGAAGGAAGAAUGGAAGGAGAAAGCGAAAGAAUAUAACAGGUCUGAAGCGCGACAAAAUGAAAGGAUGUUAAGAUUGCUCGAAAAUCAUCGACGAAAUCAUCAUGUUGAUGAACAAACGAAUUUCGCUCAACGUUAUACAUUUCGCAAAUUGAAGCCGUCUAAUAUUAUGCCACCAUCAUGUCGUUACGAUGAAAUUGACCAAUACUCACGUAAAUAUUUUGCUGGAAUUAAUGACGAUUUUGAAGGAAAGCGUGAAAAUGAUCGAAAAGAAUUCAUCGAUCGCUAUCAGUGGAAAUUUGCACAAGACCGAGAAAGCAUGAAAGAUUUUUUCUACGAAGCUGAGAUUAUAGUUGUGACGGCCAAUGUUUAUUGUGAAGACAGUUCGAAUGAGCGAAUGGUGCCAUCCGAAAUUUCCAUAUUAAAAUUCAGCAUCAAACACGGAAUUCAUGACCAGCGUCACUAUAUCUUAGGUUUUGCGGAACGUGAACUGUGUGAAAACUCCAAGGCAAAAGCUAAAGAAAAUGAGCAAAUAACUGGAUUGUUGAUGGAUUGGAGUAGAAUGCCUGCAAAUAUUCGAUUUGAUUAUGUUCAACUUUGGAAUGAAAUAAAAGCAUUUACGGGGAUAAAUGGCGAUGGUGUGAAACUUUUAUUGCUUUCCAAAGAUUGGAAUAGAGUUGUCGGAUCAUUUGAUGCUCUUUUUGUGCACGCGAAUGAAAAGUCAUUUUCUCGUAUUGAAACACGUUUUGCAACUUUGGAAGAUUAUUUCAUGGCUUUGUAUGCAACGGUGCAUGAUACACAUGUUAAUGAUGAAAUUAAAUCUGAUGUCGCAAUAGAAAUGAGUAAACCUUGGCACCGUGCUGUGUUUUUUGAUUUGAUAACCUGUGAUUUUCAUGCUGCAUUGAAAUAUACCGUGCAAUGUCAAGCCGAGAAUUGUUCUCUUUUUACUGCUCACAAAGCCGCGUUCAGCUUCUUCACACUUUACAAGAAGCAUAUUUUUCCUUCAUGCAGAUUUACCGAACGACAUGCGCCAAAUAAAGCAUUAUUACCAGCAGUUGAAGAUGAGAAAGAUCGGAUUUUCGCUGAUCUAAGCCUACUUGACACUGAUAGUGAUACUGAAUUAUUUUAUGAUGCUUCGAUUCCUUCAUCAUCGCUUUAUGGGCAAGGUUUUCUGAUGCCAGCGCCGCAAGAACUAGCACGAGGAAUGUCUGAAGCAUCAAGCCAAAUACUCUCGAAAGUUAGCCAGGACAGGAUUACCCCGUCAAAAGAAGGAUCGAUAGGAUGUAGCCCGAAUUUAUCAUCCUUCCCACAGAAGGUAUCGAGAUCGUCUUCACCUGAUGAUUUGAUCCCUGAGCGAACACUUGGUGGUUUCUGUAUUCCAAAUGUCUAUCAGACAGACUGUUCAUACAUACGAAGAAAUCUACCACUUGUAUCAACAUCAUCUAGAGGGAUAGGAAGCCGACAAGAAAAGUCUGAAGUAAUGGCAAAUCAAAAGAUAACGCCAAGAAAUCCGCAUAGGCCGAGUCAAAGCUUGACUCGAUAUGAACAGAAAGUAUCUGCAAAUAAAUUGCAACAUGAGUUAUCUUCUGAUCCCAUUCAACCGCUGAUUGUUAAUGGCACCGUGAGGUAUAUAUGCACGAAUCAGAAAGCAAACGUUACAAAACCGCUUAUUUUAGAGCCGGUUAUUUGCAAAGAGGCAGAAAUGUUUGGCUGGUCAGAAAACCUACUAAGUAGUGAUCCGGAUCAGAAGUUUGUUCGAUGGCUGAAUUCGGCGUACUUCGAACCUAAAAAGUCCAGGAGUAAUAGGAAAAUCUUUUUCAAAAUUGAAAAUGAUUAUGAAAAUGCAAUUUAAUGUUCCGUAAUCUUUUUUUACAUUUUCGUGGUUUUUCAAAUGUUAAUUUAUUAGUCAGUUUAACUGCGG
Molecule: messenger RNA, 2073 nt
Organism: Loa loa (African eye worm)
Lineage: Eukaryota; Metazoa; Nematoda; Chromadorea; Rhabditida; Onchocercidae
Exons: 13
Coding region: 1-2004 (667 amino acids)
Biological process (GO): piRNA processing; negative regulation of DNA-templated transcription; regulation of miRNA-mediated gene silencing
Cellular component (GO): P granule; nucleus
Molecular function (GO): sequence-specific DNA binding
Source: RefSeq, a predicted model, not a curated record